This is a messenger RNA of Nymphaea colorata (pocket water lily), 2576 nucleotides long. Its product is annotated as cationic amino acid transporter 2, vacuolar-like. Gene Ontology annotation, cellular component: membrane. Bases 301 to 2223 code for a protein of 640 amino acids. The record is from RefSeq and is a predicted model, not a curated record. Gene Ontology annotation, biological process: transmembrane transport; amino acid transport. Gene Ontology annotation, molecular function: amino acid transmembrane transporter activity. The transcript has 14 exons. Lineage: Eukaryota; Viridiplantae; Streptophyta; Magnoliopsida; Nymphaeales; Nymphaeaceae.
CCUUGCGUUGUCCUCGAUCCUUGCGUCGUUCUCGAUCAUUGUCGCCGUCGGAAUCUGCGGGAAAUUCCCUUUCCUUCCCUCUCGUCCGCUGCCUUCUCGCAGGCGUCCCUUGCUUUCUCGGCAGUAAGGGAAUUCUCAGGGCAGGGAGUUGUUUGUGGGGAGGGAGGGAGAUCUCCUUGACAGUUUUCAUUUUUCUGUUUCUACUUUUUUUUUUUUUCUCUUUCACGUUUUGUUUGGAGGUGAAUUGUUGGUGUUCUGCUUUACUGGGAAAUUGUUUUCCCGAGGGAGUUGUGUGUUUACAUGGGUUUCCCUGAGAUCCAUGGACAGGGAUGGGGAUCGUGGGGGCUUCAUAGCUUGGUGCGGAGGAAGCAAGUGGACUCCCUGCAUACCAAGUCUGCGGGGACUCAGCUGGCCAAGGACCUUUCCAUCGUGCAGCUUAUCGCCAUUGGCGUUGGCGCUACCAUUGGAGCAGGGGUCUAUGUUCUAGUUGGAACAGUGGCAAGAGAACACUCUGGACCAGCGCUUACAAUUUCUUUCUUAAUAGCUGGAAUUGCAGCUGCCCUCUCUGCGUUUUGCUACGCAGAGCUCGCUAGCCGUUGCCCUUCUGCUGGAAGUGCUUAUCAUUAUUCGUACAUAUGUGUGGGAGAAGGCAUUGCUUGGAUUAUUGGCUGGGCUCUGAUACUGGAAUACACUGUUGGUGGUUCUGCUGUUGCACGUGGGAUAUCUCCAAAUCUGGCACUGCUUUUUGGAGGAGAAAACAGUCUACCAGUUUUUCUAGCUCGUCAUCACAUCCCUGGUCUUAAUAUUGUUGUGGACCCUUGUGCUGCUGUUCUUGUUUUUAUUGUUACUGGCCUCCUGUGCUUAGGGAUCAAGGAGAGUACUUUUGCUCAGUCCAUUGUAACCAGUGCAAACGUUUGUGUGAUGAUUUUUGUCAUCAUUGCGGGUAGUAUCCUUGGAUUUCAAAGUGGAUGGCCUGGUUAUGCCCUUUCCAAUGGGUACUUUCCUUUUGGAGUUAAUGGGAUGCUCGCUGGAUCCGCCACUGUUUUCUUUGCAUAUAUAGGCUUUGAUGCGGUUGCAAGCACGGCUGAGGAGGUAAAGAAUCCACAACGUGAUUUGCCAUUGGGAAUUGGAAUCGCAUUAUCCCUAUGCUGUGUCUUGUACAUGCUGGUAUCUGUGGUUAUAGUUGGUUUGGUGCCUUAUUAUGCAAUGGAUCCUGACACACCAAUUUCAUCUGCUUUCUCCAGCCAUGGGAUGCAGUGGGCAGUGUACAUUAUCACUGCCGGUGCAAUUACUGCUCUCUGUGCAACAUUGUUGGGUUCAAUCCUUCCCCAGCCUAGGAUCCUAAUGGCAAUGGCUAGGGAUGGGUUGCUUCCAUCGUUCUUCUCUGAUGUAGAUGAACGAACACAGGUUCCUGUUAAAGGCACUCUUCUGACAGGGAUUGUUGCUGCCACUCUGGCUUUCUGUAUGGAUGUCUCCCAGUUGGCAGGAAUGGUCAGUGUUGGCACACUACUAGCGUUCACUAUUGUUGCAAUUUCAAUUCUAAUACUUAGGUAUGUCCCACCUGAUGAAGUGCCUCUGCCAUCAUAUCUUCAAGAGACAAUAGAUUCAGUAUCGGCAAAGUAUGGUUCUCAAGAAAGUGAGGAGGAAGAUCUUGAAGAUGCCGACAAAAUAUGUAAAGCUUCUCAACAAGUUUCUGAAAGUCAUGCAUCUCUUGGUGCUGGUGCAUCGGUUGCUUAUCCGUUAAUUGAAAAGAAGUUCCAACCUGAGGACAAAUCUGAUGACCAGAGAAGGCGCAAAGUUGCAGCUAUCAACAUCACUUUUGUGUGUAUUGGAGCUCUGCUGCUUACUUCUGCUGCUUCUUUUGUAUCUUUACCUGGAUUUGUACGAUUAUCUAUGGGUGGUGUUGGUGUUGUGCUUCUGUGCUGUGGCCUGAUUGUCCUUUCAUGGAUUGACCAAGAUGAUGGAAGGCACAGCUUUGGACAUAGUGGAGGUUUCAUCUGCCCUUUUGUCCCUCUUCUGCCUGUUUGUUGUAUUCUGAUAAACAUUUAUCUGUUAGUAAAUCUAGGUGGUGGAACAUGGCUUCGCGUGUCUUCAUGGCUCUUAAUUGGAGUUAUUAUAUACUUGAUAUACGGAAAUGGCCACAGUUCCCUGGCAGAUGCGGUCUAUGUCCCAGCAGCCCAUGUGGAUGAAAUAUACAGGAGCUCUUCAAGGUUUGUGGAGUAAGAAUUGCAUUUGCUCUCUGCCCAGCAGGCCAUGUAGAUGAAACAUGAAGGAGCAAACAAGGAUAGUGAAGUGAGAAGAAUUGCAGUUGCUCUUGCUCUGGUCUGCCCCUGUAUCAUCCCAUUUCAUUCUUACAUAUCCCAUUACAUGCUUUGGAGCCCUAUGGCCAAGUUUGUAUUCUUCUUUAGGGACCCUCUUUCCAUUAAAAUAUCUUGUUCUUUGCAGUCUGUGGAAGAUGGAAAGUAGGUCACUGUCUUGUUGGUUCUUUCUCUUUGUAAUGCCAAUGAUUCAUGGAAUGUAGAUCGCUAUCUUAACGGUUCUUUCUCUUUGUAUAUAAUAACAUUUUUUAGUUUAAA